ACAAGAAUUGCAUUCGUCAUUUAUCGCUCUUUGAAUUCUGUUGUAUUAUUUUGUGUGUGCUCGUUCCUAUAUAAGAAAUCAAAUAAAAUAUUAAUUGCUCUCUAAAUCAAACACAAAAGUCAAUCGAAAGAAAAAAUAGAUAAUUUCAAUUAAAAAGAAAGUAAAAUAAAAGAAAACAAAAAGUGUUAUUUUUAAAAUGUUUCGUUUGGGUACUUCACUUGUAAAAUCCACUGGCAACCUCACCAAGAACGAACUUCGAAGAUGUCUUGCCUCAGCUGCUCAAGCUCAACCCAAGCAUAAAUCCCCAGAAACCGACAAUGCCAAGAAACCACCAAACAUGUCGUUCAUGGCGAAUAUUUUCCGUGGACAAGUUGAGUCAUCUCAGGUCUUUCCCUAUCCAGAUGUCUUGAAUGCCGAACAAAAAGAAUUCACCAACAGUUUAAUUGAUCCUUUCGAGAAAUUAUUCUUGGAAAUUAAUGACUCAGUCAAGAAUGACGAACUUAGCCAAGUUGAACCAAAGACUCUGGACAGUCUGUGGGAGACUGGUGCCUUUGGUAUUCAAGUGCCAGCCGAUUAUGGUGGUUUGGGCUUGACAAACACCCAAUACGGUCGCUUGUGCGAAAUCAUCGGUGCCAAUGACUUGGGAGUGGGUAUUACUUUGGGUGCCCAUCAAAGUAUUGGAUUCAAGGGAAUUCUUCUGUUCGGUACGGACGAACAGAAGGCAAAGUACUUGCCCAUGGUUUCAACUGAAAAAGUAUAUGCUGCGUUUGCCCUAACCGAACCCAGUUCAGGAUCUGAUGCUAGUUCCAUCAGAUCGAGAGCUGUAAAGAGUGCCGAUGGUAAACAUUUCGUUUUGAAUGGAUCGAAAAUUUGGAUUUCGAAUGGAGGAAUUGCUGAUAUAUUCACUGUUUUCGCCCAGACCGAACAGGAAGAUCCAAAAACUGGAGAGAAGAAGGAUAAGGUGACAGCAUUUAUUGUGGAACGAGGAUUUGGUGGAGUGACCAAUGGACCAGCUGAAAAGAAAAUGGGUAUCAAGUGUUCCAACACAACCGAAGUCUACUUCGAAGAUGUGAAGAUUCCCAUUGAGAAUGUGCUCGGAGGUGAGGGACAAGGAUUCAAAGUUGCCAUGAACAUUCUGAACAAUGGACGUUUCGGCAUGGGAGCCACCCUCUCGGGAACAAUGAAGGAAUGCAUUAAGAAAGCCACCGACCACGCAAACAAUCGUCUUCAAUUCGGCAAGAAAAUCAAGGAAUUCGGAGCCAUUCAGGAGAAACUAGCUCGUAUGUCCAUGUACCAGUAUGCCACUGAAUCCAUGGCCUACACAAUUGCCCAGAACAUGGACAGCGGAAGCGUGGACUAUCACCUCGAAGCCGCCAUUUCAAAAGUCUUCGGUUCGGAAUCGGCGUGGUUUGUGUGCGAUGAAGCAAUCCAAAUUCUGGGUGGAAUGGGAUUCAUGAAGGACACCGGCCUCGAGCGAGUUAUGCGUGACUUGAGAAUUUUCCGCAUCUUUGAAGGAACCAAUGAUAUCCUUCGAUUGUUUGUCGCCCUUACUGGUAUUCAAUAUGCCGGCUCCCACUUGAAGGAAUUGCAGAGGGCAUUCAAGAAUCCAACAGCUAAUUUGGGUUUGAUCUUUAAGGAAUCAUCAAGGAGGGCGGCCCGCACUGUCGGUUUGGGUGGAACUGAUUUGAAUCAGUUUGUCUACCCAGAACUUCAACCCUACGCUAAGCAGACGGCAGAGUGUGUUGAUUUAUUCGGUCAGACAGUAGAAAGUUUACUCAUCAAAUACGGCAAGAACAUUGUCAACGAACAGUUUAUUUUGACACGUUUGGCUGAUGCUGCCAUUGAUAUUUAUGCAAGUGUUGUCACUCAAUCGCGGGCGACACGAGCGGCAAAUAUGAAUUUGCCAACAGCCGAACACGAACUGAUGCUUACAAAGGCCUGGGCUUUAGAGGCUUCCGAUAGAUGUCGCAAGAAUCUGGCGAAGACAACAAGUGGCGAGCAUUUGGAACUUUACCGAAAGAUGUCGAAUAUUGCCAAAACAGUCUGCGAUAAUGGUUGUGUGCACACAACACACGUUGUAGACCAAUAAGCUAUUAAAUGAUCCUAGUUAUCAUUAUUAUCAUCGAUAGACUCAUAUCAUUCAUCAAAAACAAUCUUAGAAUAAUUCCUCACCACAUUACAAGUUAGCCUUUAAGAUUCUCAGAGAUAAAAGUGUUUUUAGAGCGUAUUUUAUAUUUUUAAAAAAAUAAAAAAUGUUAAUUAUUUUUAA
Messenger RNA from Eupeodes corollae, 2269 nucleotides. RefSeq names its product very long-chain specific acyl-CoA dehydrogenase, mitochondrial (gene Acadvl). The record is from RefSeq and is a predicted model, not a curated record. Gene Ontology annotation, molecular function: very-long-chain fatty acyl-CoA dehydrogenase activity; flavin adenine dinucleotide binding; fatty-acyl-CoA binding. The coding region runs from base 197 to 2089 and encodes 630 amino acids. Lineage: Eukaryota; Metazoa; Arthropoda; Insecta; Diptera; Syrphidae. The transcript has 5 exons.